Molecule: messenger RNA, 1144 nt
Organism: Alternaria rosae
Lineage: Eukaryota; Fungi; Ascomycota; Dothideomycetes; Pleosporales; Pleosporaceae
Exons: 1
Coding region: 254-1144 (296 amino acids)
Molecular function (GO): RNA binding
Source: RefSeq, a predicted model, not a curated record
GUGGAAACAAUACUGCAGCAGUCAAAGACCCGUAUCUACUCGCCAAUCUGAUACGCGACCGUCACAAGAACUUUCAGGGUGCUCCUGCACCUCUCUCUUACACACACGCACCAUCUCGAUUCUUAGCACCACAUUCACUUCCGCGCCUCGCUAUCGCUUAUAUAUCUAGACAGACUAAGAUUUUACACCACCAAGAAAUUCGCAAAUACAAUCCAAAGCCCCACAAUCCCGCCCACACUGCGCAACAGUUACGAUGCCACUGAACAAUGGCGCCAAGGCAGCGAACGAGCACCUCAUCUUCGUUAAGAACGUACCCGGCUACACCGAGACAGAGGAGUUGAAACGAAUGUACGAAAACUACAAUCCGACAAGUCUUAAGAACGUCUAUCCGAACAGCAAUGUUACCACGAUCGUCGUCGGCUUCCGCACCAAAGCCGAAGCAACGCGUGCUCAAGAGGAGACAGACCAGACGCGCAUAGCGAACGUCAUUCUCAAAGUGGAGAUGUACAAUCAGCGACAGUCGGUGAGAUACCUGCGGGAUCAAGGGCAAGCGAAUCGGUCACUGGGACAGGUGGAGCAGGACGAACCAGGAUACUUCGACGAGCCAGCGCAAGAAGACGCGCCGUUCUUCACGCCACCUCUAGAACCAUACGUUGCGAGAGAUCCCGCUGCGGCGCCGCAGGGCACCACGUGGGCCGAUGUCGCUGGCAAUCGACUUGUUCCGGUCAAAGAGGCGCGAAAGCUAAACGGCACAGACAGCCCAGAUACCGUACCAUCAACACCUACAUACACUCCUCGCGUGCCAAUAGCUGUCCCACAGAAGCUCCUCCCGCCCGGCCAACAGCAGCCUGGAAGCUCACCACCCCCAGCAGCUGUCUCACUAGGAGACAGCACUCCCGAAGCCCUGCCCAUCCUGCCACCUCGCAGCGUCGUUAGCACAAACACAGACACCAUUAACGAGACCGAAGACCGCGAUAGAACGAUUAGCGAUAUUGCGAUCUGGCAAGCGACUACACAAUGGGCGACCGAGCGCGGUAGCUACCAAGCCAUACUCCAAGAAGUAGAGCCUAUCGAUACUACAGCGCGUAUUCAGCAACGACACUGUCGGGACUGCGUGUUUUGUCAGAUGCGGAAUAGAUCUUAG